AUGAGGCCCAGAUUCAUUAGGCCUGUCAAAUUUAUAAAGACACGGCAUAGCAACUGCCUUAGAUCAUGGCUUCUCGGGCCACCUGCGAUGACGACUGGUAACAAACUGGUAAAGUUGCUUGAGGAUAUCAUGGAUGACAUCAGAAUACUAAUAUUCAUGGAUACUAAGAAAGGAUGUGAUCAGAUCACUCGACAGCUCCGCAUGAAUGGUUGGCCUGCUCUCUCAAUUCAUGGAGACAAAAGUCAAGUAGAAAGGGAUUGGGUCCUCUCUAAGUUUAAAGCUAAUGACUGCAACAGAUGUUGCUGCUCAUGGUCUAGGUAUGGAAAUAAUUUCUUUUGA
Molecule: messenger RNA, 339 nt
Organism: Prunus armeniaca (apricot)
Lineage: Eukaryota; Viridiplantae; Streptophyta; Magnoliopsida; Rosales; Rosaceae
Source: the annotation of a GenBank genome assembly